Messenger RNA from Panicum virgatum (switchgrass), 1501 nucleotides. RefSeq names its product ethylene-responsive transcription factor ERF073-like. The coding region runs from base 187 to 1161 and encodes 324 amino acids. Lineage: Eukaryota; Viridiplantae; Streptophyta; Magnoliopsida; Poales; Poaceae. The transcript is spliced from 2 exons. Gene Ontology annotation, biological process: ethylene-activated signaling pathway; regulation of DNA-templated transcription. The record is from RefSeq and is a predicted model, not a curated record. Gene Ontology annotation, molecular function: DNA-binding transcription factor activity; DNA binding.
ACUACUCUAAUGCUACUAGUAUAUAUAUUACUUGCAAUUGUAAUAAAUUAGCUCACCUAGAACAAGCCAAGUGUUGUACAAAUAUGCAAAAGCACAAACUUAACUGCACUAAGCCAUUUGCAGAAGCUACCACCCACCCCUGUAUCCCUCAUCUCCUUUGUUAGAUCCUUGGGUAAAACUCUCGCCAUGUGCGGCGGGGCCAUUCUCAGUGAUCUCUACUCACCAGUGAGGCGGACGGUCACUGCCGGUGACCUAUGGGGAGAGAGUGGCAGCAGCAAGAAUGUGAAGAACUGGAAAAGGAGUUCUUGGAAGUUUGAUGAAGGCGAUGAAGACUUUGAAGCUGAUUUCAAGGAUUUUGAGGAUUGCAGUAGCGAGGAGGAGGUAGAUUUUGGACAUGAGGAAAAAGAAUUCCAAUUGAACAGUUCGAAUUUCGUGGAAUUCAAUGGCCAUACUGCCAAAGUCACCAGCAGGAAGCGAAAGAUCCAGUACCGAGGGAUCCGGCGGCGGCCUUGGGGCAAAUGGGCAGCAGAAAUCAGAGACCCACAGAAGGGCGUCCGAGUUUGGCUUGGCACGUUCAGCACUGCCGAGGAAGCUGCAAGGGCAUAUGACGUGGAAGCUCUACGCAUACGUGGCAAGAAAGCCAAGAUGAAUUUCCCUACCACCAUCACAGCUGCUGGGAAACACCACCGGCAGCGUGUGGCUCGACCGGCAAAGAAGACGUCACAAGAGAGCCUGAAGUCAAGCAAUGCCUCUGGUCAUGUCAUCUCAGCAGGCAGCAGUACUGAUGGCACCGUUGUCAAGAUCGAGUUGUCACAGUCACCAGCUUCUCCACUACCAGUGUCCAGCGCAUGGCUUGAUGCUUUUGAGCUGAAGCAGCUUGGUGGAGAAACCCCUGAAGCUGAUGGGAGAGAAACCCCUGAAGAAACUGAUCAUGAAACGGGAGUGACAGCGGAUAUGUUUUUUGGCAAUGGCGAAGUGCGGCUUUCAGAUGAUUUUGCGUCUUACGAGCCUUACCCAAAUUUUAUGCAGUUACCUUAUCUAGAAGGUGACUCGUAUGAAAACAUUGACACUCUUUUCAACGGUGAAGCUGCUCAGGAUGGAGUGAACAUCGGAGGUCUUUGGAAUUUCGAUGAUGUGCCAAUGGACCGUGGUGUUUACUGAAGCACAACAGCCUGAAGAAAUCACUGAUUCAGCCUGAAGCACAUCAGGAAGAAGCAGGCUGUAUUUCAGGUGAUUUUGCAGUGACAUAACUUCUGUCGACCUGUGGUGCUACUCCAAGAUGAUUCCUAGUUCUUUCCGGUUGGAAUACCCAAAGAGUGGGGCAUGAUGAACUUGUGAGCUGAGAAACAUGUUUAGCUGUUGCGUGAUUUUUUUUUCAUAUCAUGUCCCCAACCCCCAAAUCAUUGUUCCAUCCAUUUACCAUUCAGGUGUAUGUGUACUGGAAUCUUUCUGUAUCAUGAGUUUGUGCUUAAUAUCAAAUUCAACUCAAUCUGCUGAGCUU